Molecule: messenger RNA, 625 nt
Organism: Ceratitis capitata (Mediterranean fruit fly)
Lineage: Eukaryota; Metazoa; Arthropoda; Insecta; Diptera; Tephritidae
Exons: 1
Coding region: 110-502 (130 amino acids)
Source: RefSeq, a predicted model, not a curated record
AAGGAAUAUAGAAAAUAAAAAAAUUAUAAUUUAUAAAUAUUUAAAUUUUAUUAGUAAUUGAAAAAGUCCAACUCUCUCUUUAAAUACAAAAAACAAAUUGCCAAAGACAAUGGUUAAAGCCUGCUGUGUAAGUUCCUCAGAUCAAGCGACAACAUCGUCAUCAGGUACCAAAGCUUCGUAUAGCCGAAAUGCAUUCAUGCACUUUUUGAGCGAAUACAGACGUGUAUGCAAUCGUCGAUCACCAGCCUGGAUGACAGCCACCGAAGCGGGAGCAGUGUGGUCUCGUAUGCCACUUAUUGAUAAAUAUUGUUAUAUUGAGAAAGCGCGAAACGCCGGCUAUGUUUACACAGCUCGCGAUCGACGGAUGAACCGUGUGAUGCGACAUCUGCGCAAGUCGCUGACUGAAGCUGAUGGUCGUGUCAAUCUGAUGCAGCUCUCCUUGGCCGUCAAGCAAAUGCAGUUGUGGAAACGUAAAACAUUGGAAGAAAUCUGUCGGCGGUAGAUGUGCUAGUCGUACAAAUGUACAGUCUCGUUUGCCUUUGCAUGUGCUAUUGGAAAAUGUGUUGUAUCCAGAAAUAAUGUAAAUUUCUUGUUGUAAAUAAAAAGGAGUGUUUAAGAAAAGGCA